AUGCCACCAAAGGCCUUCCCUUAUCGCCGGAGCUCAAAUGCCUCGGAAGAUGACUUCUUCGACAUUCCCGACGAACCAGUAUCAUCAAUAGUCAAGCGACAGCUACGUCGCAUCCGAACAUGGGUCACACUCGCCAUCCUGGUCCUGUUUAUCAUGUGGCAGCGCCGUGAACGACCGCCGCCGCCACCUUUACCGCAUAUCCAUUACGACGAGGUAGAUUGGACACGAUUUGCCUAUACGCAGUAUGCCACCUCGGAGGUCUACAUGUGCAAUUGCUUGAUGGUGUUUGAGGCAUUGCAUCGGCUCGGGAGUAAAGCGGACCGCGUGCUGUUCUAUCCCGAGGAGUGGGAUCUCAUUGUUGAGGAUGAUACUGAUCGCGUGAGCCAACUAUUGCUGGAGGCAAAGCUCGAAUACAAUGUUGUACUUAUCCCUCUCAAGAUUGAGGGAAUCAAGGAUCCAUCUGGUGCUGGAUCCGAGUCCUCAUGGGAUACCAGCAACACCAAACUCAUGGCUUUUGGCGAAUCCCAAUACGACCGAGUUAUCCACCUCGACUCCGACGUGCUCCUCCUACAGACAAUGGACGAGCUCUUCUUCCUCCCUCCUACCACCGUCGCAAUGCCGCGCGCCUACUGGCUUCUCCCAGAAGCCAAGCUCCUAUCCUCCCUACUAGUCGUCAUCCAGCCUUCCUACCGCGAAUACCUUGUUGUAGCCGGAGCCGCCGAGCCAGCUGUGAACGGUCAAGUCCAGAUGAACCUAACCGAUCACCGAUAUGACAUGGAGCUUUUGAAUGGCUUGUACGGGGACUCGGCGAUGGUUCUCCCGCAUCGGCAGUAUGGUCUGCUCUCGGGUGAGUUCCGCACAAAGGAUCAUAGUCGAUUCUUGGGCAAUGAUCACGAGAAGUGGGACCCAGAUCGUGCGUUGGCUGAGGCCAAGUUCAUUCACUUUUCAGAUUGGCCUAUCCCCAAACCUUGGGUCAUGUGGCCGCAGGAAAUGUUGGCAAAGGAACAGCCUAAAUGUGAUGAGAAUCCUGGGACGCUGCAGGAGAGUGGAUGUCGGGAUCGUGAGAUCUGGAAGAUGAUCUAUGAUAAGUACCGGAGGAAUCGAAAGGAAAUUUGUAAAUUGCUCAGCUAUCCAGCGCCAGUUUGA
This is a messenger RNA of Penicillium antarcticum, 1146 nucleotides long. RefSeq lists its product as uncharacterized. The transcript is spliced from 3 exons. The record is from RefSeq and is a predicted model, not a curated record. Gene Ontology annotation, molecular function: glycosyltransferase activity. NCBI's taxonomy places the organism in Eukaryota, Fungi, Ascomycota, Eurotiomycetes, Eurotiales, Aspergillaceae. The coding region runs from base 1 to 1146 and encodes 381 amino acids.